GUUUAUAGCGUUGGUAGGCCUACUAGUUUAUUUCAGUUUUAGCACACUGAUGUAGUUGUUUGCACCCAGCGAUUUAUUCAUUUAUCAUCAUGUUUACGAAUAAUAGUCACAAAUUCCUAACGGUUUGUCUGGUUGCAUAAUGUCUUUUCGUUCAGGCGUCGACCUAAUGUUAGCUAGACUAUUGUUAGCGAUAUUGGGCUAUAUAUCUGUUAUGUUUUUAGGUGUAUUCAGAAUGUUGUGACACACUCCAGAAUAAGUGUACUUUUUUCUUUUAAGUCCUUCUAUAAUAUAGUCUUAAGGUUCCUUGCCUAAAACCAUGGAACCUCUGAAAGUUCCUGAAUCGGAAAAAGAACAAAACCGAUAUGGUUGCUAGGAUACAACGAGCUGCCCACUUCUGCAGCUUGCUCAAUUUUUUCGGCUAAAGAAACAUAAAAUGAAUACGAAAACAAAGGUACCACAGGCCCUGAAAGCUAAAGUAAUGCUAUGGACAGAUGUAAGCUACCAUGACAUGGAGGAGAUCGACAAAAUGCAUUCCAUUCCUGAUCUGGAAAGUGCUUUAUGCAGUGUGUUAAGAGUCGACCUACUUGAACCAAAACGAGGGGUUCUGCUGGAGUUGUAUGUCCAGGCGGUGCUUUUUUGCAGGGAAUGCAACUUCAUAAAAGAACAAACUUCUGCUCUCUUGUCCAUCAUCAAGUCCAUCCAUGAGGCUAACGUAGAAACUCCACUCAACAACAUAGAACAGUGUUUCGAAUACUGCAAGGAGCUACUUCUCUGUCACUCAGUCAGGCGACCCCCCUUUAGUAUCAACCUCUUCAGCUCUGAGGAAGUAAACUGUAUAUUAAAGUACAUCCAUAACAGCUAUGUGAGACACUACAAACUCUACAAGUAUAUUUUUACCCCACAGGUAAAACUGGAUUUGUCUUUGACUUACUCUGGGAUCUCCAAUCAGGAUGAACCUACCAUGGAGGAUUCUUCUGCUCCAGAUUUCAAAAAUGAGAUUAAAAAAGAAACUAAAGCAGCACCAAAGACAGACAGCAAAGCAUCCAUCGAAGAGCCGCAGGGAGCCUCACUCGGUUCAAAAUCAGAACUGAAGGCGCUGAUCGAGAAAGAGGUCAGAGAGCAGAUGACGCUUAUGUCUGGACAGUUAGAUCAGCAAAUGAAAGACAUUGCAGAUCAGCACAAGAGUGCACAAGAGGCCCCACAGCCCAACCACAGGGCCAAAAAAUAAUGAACGAGAAAUGUUGGUUUCCAAUGAGCACUCACAAAAUACGACAAUUCAAGCUCAAACGUUAUACAGUUUUAUUGUCAAUGAAACCUUUUUUUCUUCAUAUACAGUACAUUUAUAUCUGCAUUUGUACAAUUACUGUACAUUUCUCAGUGAGGCACUUUCAGGAAAAGUGCCCCAAAUAAACUAAAGAAUGAACUGAGUAGGAAAUGUUGUUGGUUUGUUUUUAUAGGAAAUGCACUCACAAAUAGUCUUCACAGUCAUAGUCAUAGUUUGAGUGGGUUUCCUAUUGAGUAACGCUUGCAUGCUAACAGCUACAGGAUACUCUACCAAAUGCUGUACUUGAAUAUUUCACAUAUCUUCUGGUACUGAUAUGUAACA
Messenger RNA from Etheostoma cragini (Arkansas darter), 1606 nucleotides. It is a transcript of the gene cfap119, whose product is annotated as coiled-coil domain containing 189. The record is from RefSeq and is a predicted model, not a curated record. Bases 434 to 1228 code for a protein of 264 amino acids. Lineage: Eukaryota; Metazoa; Chordata; Actinopteri; Perciformes; Percidae. The transcript has 11 exons.